Molecule: messenger RNA, 804 nt
Organism: Gastrolobium bilobum
Lineage: Eukaryota; Viridiplantae; Streptophyta; Magnoliopsida; Fabales; Fabaceae
Product: transcription factor HEC2-like
Exons: 1
Coding region: 1-804 (267 amino acids)
Biological process (GO): regulation of DNA-templated transcription
Molecular function (GO): DNA-binding transcription factor activity; protein dimerization activity
Source: RefSeq, a predicted model, not a curated record
AUGGACGUGGACAUAGUGAAAACUUCGGCUAGUGACAACAGCAGCAUGGACAUGAUAUCAAUGAUGAUGCAAAUGGAAAAGUACCCUGAAUUUUGUGAACCUUUUUAUAACAACAACACUCCCACUUACCAAGAAAACGAGUUCACACUUGGUGGAAACACAACCAGCAAUAAUAUUUCCACAACUACUUCUGUGCCAAUAUUUAACGUUAACCCAAAUGUAACUCCACCGACUUUGAUUGAUCCACCAGUACCGUCCAAUCUCAAUUUCAACCCUAUCCAACAACAAUCUAUGACAACAACGUUAACACCAAACCUUCAACAACCCAACGCUUCAUUUCCCUACCCAUCAGAGAAAAAGAGUUCUAUGACCGCCAUGAGGGAAAUGAUUUUCCGAAUAGCGGUGAUGCAACCGAUUCAUAUAGACCCUGAAUCUAUAAAGCCACCGAAGCGAAGGAACGUGAAGAUUUCAAAGGAUCCACAGAGUGUGGCUGCGAGGCACAGAAGGGAAAGGAUAAGCGAGAGGAUAAGGAUCCUUCAGAGAUUAGUUCCUGGUGGAACGAAAAUGGACACUGCUUCUAUGUUGGAUGAAGCCAUACACUAUGUGAAGUUCUUGAAGAAACAAGUGCAGACGCUGGAACAAGCAGGGGCAAGUAGUAGCAUUAAUGGUGGCGUUGGAAUAUUCCAUGGGAUGCAGAACUCCAAUGUGAAUUAUUCUGCUUUGUUGAUGAAGGGUUGUCAACCUUGUCAAGUUGUGGGUUCUACUUCUACUUCUAGACAAUUGCUUAGCUUAGAGAGAGCCUGA